AUGUUUAUGUUCAACGUUGCUGUCAGUCAACAUGAAGCCCAACUCAAACCCCUCCAAGACGGGAAGGACCUCCAUGAGUCUGCCAAAACAAAGACCUCGUCUCUCCCACAGCUACUACUUCGGUCUCCAACAGAGGAACCCCCAACGAUCCCCAUUCCCGUGAUGAGAUCAUCCAGAGACCUGGUCCCGCCAUCCAGGCUCAAUCACCUACCACCCCCACUGACUGUGUCAGCUCCCCUGCCCCCGCUACCUACUGCAUGGGAAGGCACAGAAGAAAUGAAGAGGUGGCUGCACGCCAAAAUUGAAGAUCGAUGCAAGCAGCAAGAAGAAAUGACACAACAGGCUGACUUGAUACUGGAAUAG
Molecule: messenger RNA, 363 nt
Organism: Penicillium robsamsonii
Lineage: Eukaryota; Fungi; Ascomycota; Eurotiomycetes; Eurotiales; Aspergillaceae
Exons: 1
Coding region: 1-363 (120 amino acids)
Source: RefSeq, a predicted model, not a curated record